GACCACCACCACCAGGCCGCAGCGCAGCAGCUGAGCAGCAGCCGCCGCCUUUGCCUCCGGCGGCCUCGUCCCGUCUCACUUCCUCGUAACUAAAUCACUUGGCCAGUCAGUCCCGCUCCACGCACAGCACAGCACGGACAUGGGCAACGCCGUGGCGUCCGCGGGGAGGCGUCGUCGUCCCAAGAACGACGACGCCACCGAGGCCGCGGCUUCUUAUGCCGCGGCGCCGAGGCGCGCGUCCGUCAUGCCACUGAAGCAGCGGGACGACUCUGAGCAGGAGGAAACGACGCGGGCGAGGCGAGUCUCGAGGUCGGGCGGCGCCGUGGAUGACGACGCCGCCGCCAGCAAGGCCCCGGCCGCCACGGUGGCGACGGUGAAGAUCGUGCUGAGGAGGAAGGACGCGGAGGCGCUGGUGGCGAGGCUGAACGCGCAGAGCGCGCGGGAGCGCAAGGAUAGGAUGGCUGAGAUCAAGGCCGAGCUCCGGGCGGGGGAGUGCUGCGGCGGCGGCGGCGGCGCGAGCCCGGUGUCGUGCCGGGACGCGUGGAGGCCGCGGCUCGCGCCGAUAAAUGAGAACUAGUUUUUUAGUGUUCUUCGUUGCUGCUACGGUUGAGUAGUUGUUGGUCACCCGACCAGGUGCUGUACGUGCAGUGGGAAGAGGUGGCAACCAGUCGGAUCAGAACAGCAUACAUGUUCGCUGCAGUAUUAUGAUCGAUGUGUAUCUCUGGUUCAUUAACAAAAUCAUUAGUGGAGUUUGAUUUUCAGUUAGAA
Molecule: messenger RNA, 768 nt
Organism: Setaria italica (foxtail millet)
Lineage: Eukaryota; Viridiplantae; Streptophyta; Magnoliopsida; Poales; Poaceae
Exons: 1
Coding region: 140-577 (145 amino acids)
Source: RefSeq, a predicted model, not a curated record